UCCGGGCGUACUUGGCCAUGGCCACGGCCAGCCGCCAGAGUGGAAUUGACUGGUAGCUAAAUGGAUAGAUGGGCGUCCAUCUUGAAUUUCGCAGGUUUUGUGCCGGUUAUGUGAUAGAAGUGUAAUUUGUAUAUUGAACUUUAAGUUAAUCGUUUAUUUUCAAGACCUAUAUGUAUGCUCGAAGUAAUUAUUGUUAAAACUUAGGAUAACUGCAGGAAUGUGUUAGGUUAUACAUCAAUACAAGUGACUCGUAAUUGUUCGUAAUCGCUAGUAAUGAUCCCCAGUGACAAUUUGAAAGAUUAAACAUCAAAUAACCAGUGAUUGUGAAACAUAAGAAGUGACGUUGAAAAUAUUUUUAUUCACAGUAUCAUUACUCAAGACAUAUGCGAUAUCUGGUAAAAGCAUCGUCGAUAAAACCUUAGGUUGGCAGAGGUAUCAUACGAUGGCAGUACCUAGUAGAGCUCGGGUAUAUGCCGACGUUAACUCACAAAAGCCCAGAGAGUAUUGGGAUUACGAAAGCUUUGUGGUAGACUGGGGUAAUCAAGAAGACUAUGAGUUGGUUCGAAAACUUGGGCGUGGAAAAUACAGUGAAGUAUUCGAAGCAAUAAAUAUCAAAAAUAAUGAAAAAUGUGUAGUUAAAAUAUUGAAGCCUGUUAAGAAGAAGAAAAUAAGAAGAGAAAUUAAAAUAUUAGAAAAUUUAAGAGGAGGCACAAAUAUAAUAUCAUUACAAGCUGUAGUAAAGGAUCCUGUAUCCCGCACCCCAGCACUUAUAUUUGAACAUGUCAACAACACUGAUUUUAAACAACUCUAUCAAACACUAACAGAUUAUGAUAUAAGGUAUUAUCUGUAUGAACUUUUGAAAGCAUUAGAUUAUUGCCACAGUAUGGGCAUAAUGCAUAGAGACGUAAAGCCUCACAAUGUGAUGAUUGAUCAUGAUAAUAGAAAGUUACGUCUCAUUGAUUGGGGAUUAGCUGAAUUUUAUCAUCCCGGACAAGAAUACAAUGUUCGUGUUGCUUCAAGGUACUUUAAGGGACCUGAACUCCUGGUUGACUAUCAAAUGUAUGAUUACUCAUUGGAUAUGUGGUCACUAGGAUGUAUGUUGGCAUCCAUGAUUUUCCGUAAGGAGCCAUUCUUCCAUGGACAUGAUAAUUAUGACCAACUUGUACGCAUUGUCAAAGUGCUGGGCACUGAAGAAUUGUUUGAAUACUUAGAUAAGUAUCACAUAGAAUUGGAUCCACGUUACAAUGAUAUACUUGGAAGGCACUCUCGUAAACGGUGGGAUCGAUUUGUACAUUCAGAAAAUCAGCACUUGGUGUCUCCUGAAGCUUUAGACUUCUUGGACCGUCUUUUGCGCUAUGACCAUUAUGAGCGCUACACGGCUCGUGAAGCUAUGGACCAUCCAUACUUUUAUCCCAUUGUGAAGGAGCAAGGCAGAAUGGCAUCUUCUAAUUCACCAACUCCAAAUGCAUUGCAGGGGGCAAUAAAUGCAAAAGAAUAAUAUUUUAAAUAUUAAAUAAUGCUCUUUAUAACAGUAUGUUAUGAUAUAUAUAUAUAUUCACCCGUACAAGACUCUGGAAGAUUUACAUUCGAAACUUUACGCUAAUGGAGUUCAUAAAAAAUACAGAAGGGACACAAUUGAGAAAUUACUCCUUUGUUUUGAACUCUAUUCCAGUUCUACUUUAAAGUAUAAUUUGGAAAGACAUACUUUAGUGUUUAAAUGUUAGUAAAAUCUGGUUAAUGAAUUGUUUUAAAAGUGUUUUCAUCUGAUAUAAAACCACCUCAUCAGCCCAAAAGCUUUUUUUUGGGAGAAUUUUGAAAUGGUAGUUACAUUGAUAUAAAAUGAUCCAUCAUCUUUCUGUUUUAUAUGGUAUACAUUUUGGAGUUUCAUUGCACUUGAUCUUUGCAUUUAUUAACCUAUGGUAUUAUUGUAAUUACUUGUAUGAUAUGAUACUGAUAACAUCCACAUACUGUUUUUAGAUACUGGUUAUUAACUAUGUUUUGUUGGUACUUGAGUUGAAAUUUUGUAUUUAUUUUAUAAAAGUGUAGAUAUGUGAGUAAAUACAAAAUUAUAACUUUUUCAUUAUACAUGAUUUUAAGGAAUACCAGUAAAGUUAAUUAUUAUGAAUAGUGAUGUUCAAUAACAUUGCUACUAUUAGUAUAUUUUCGAUAAGUUAGCUGUCCCUAUAAAUAUAAUAUAGUUAAAUCGAGUCAGUCUUCAGCAAAUAUGGUGAGCUACAUUGUUUUAUAAUUUAUUUUUAAUGUAAUGACUUGAAGUUGUUACAUCAAAAUUUUCUUAAUAAACAGACUAACUUUGCCUGAUAUGUUUGGAUUUCUUAUAACAUUUGUUUGUGUAAUAUUUACAUGCAGCAUCCCAAAUUAUGUCAAUAAAAUUAUAACCUUAAGAAGAUUUUUCUCUCCAAACAGCAUAAUAUAGAGCACUAGUUAACUAGAGGAGCAUAGCUUAUAAAGUGGCAAUUCGAAGCAUCAUAUCUUAUUUCAACUUGUCUAGAUUCAGGACUGCACUUGGUACAUAAAAAGUUUUUUUUUAUGUUACUUUGUGUGAACUUAAUAUAAAACUUUUUUAAUUUUUAAGGUAUAUUAAUUGUGUACUUCAAGAGUUUUUACACAUGACAAGACAUAGAUCCCAAUAUUACAGUUAUGCUUUAAAAUGUAAAUAAAUGCUGAAAAACAAAAAGUAAUCGUAAAUAUAGUACUUAGAUACUGUACCUAAGCAGAAGAUAGUUAAUUUAUAACACAAGCCACAGGAAAUAUACUGGCAAGCUUUUAAUAUGACUAAGACGUAAUUAAAUAGAUAAAUCGUUAGCUACUUUUACUAAAUAUGUUGGCCAGAAUGUGCAAAUAAAAAAAAAUGGCCAAGAAAUUAAAUAUUGUUAAAUUUAUUUCUUAAAUUUCUCGUAAUAAAACCAGCCAUUUCAAGGAAUGUGUGUAUUAUAUUAUCUGUUAGUACAGCCUGGUGCUUGCCUUUUAGUGGCAAGAACAUUCACAUGACGUACUUAUAAUCAUAUGCUAUGUGAAUAAAACAAAAUUUCAAUGCAUUAGUAUAUUUGUUUUAAAUUCAUAAUAAUUUUUGCUGCAACUGUAACAGAGUUCUUCAAAUAUAUGAGGAAAUACCUCCAUUUUAGUCACACAUUCAAAGUUGUGAGUUAGAAGACUUGCAUUGUAUUCUCCAGAAGAAACAACUUUUGAAAAUGCUGUAGCAUCAGUAGCAGUCAACUUGUCAAGUUUUGUUUUUAAAUUAUUCUGAAAGCAUAAAACUUUUAUACAAUACCUAAAUAGCAAUACCAAUGAUGAAACCAUUAGCGAACUUUAGUAAUUGGUGGAAUUUAACUUAUAUAUUGAGAGUAUGGCCACUGGUUUUAAAGGGGACAGUUGACUUAACACUAACCUGUAAAAUGUAUCAUUAUGUUUAGCUAUGGGAUAAUAACGAAAUACAAAUUGUCAUUGCACAUUUUACAAGGUGAAAUUUGGUGUAAAUUUAUAAACCUUCAUAAUGAAAAUUUGCUAUUUUUCACAUGGAGUAUAUACUGUGUUUAAAAAUCCAUUAAAUUAUUUACCUGGCAUAUUCGACAAGGUUUACCAGUGUUAUCAUCAGCAGAACUAAUUUUAUCUGCUGUUUUACAUAUUGUUGAUAUUGUAGCUGGAGAAUUUAUUUCCAAGUCUGAUAUAAAAUUUGUUAUGAGUGACUGUAAAUCGAUUUCUGAAACGGAUGUGUCCACAAAUGAUAAAUGCCUUAUUCGUACAUAAUGAUUUAAUUCUUCAUCUGUUAUGUCUCUCAUUGGUCUUAAUAGCUUAACAUCCUUAUCACGGCAAUCAGCAAAACCCUAAAAAAUUAAGGUAUUUUAAGAAAGAUAAGUAUUUAUUAUUACUUUACUUCUCAUUUGAAUUAAUUUCUAAACAAAAAGAGAUUAUUACAAUUACUACUGUAACACUACAAUUACUUCCUUAGUAAAUACUAAGAUUUUCCAAUUUUAGGAAUAAAUUCAUAAAAAGUCGCUAAAGCACUUACAAUAUCAUUUUCUAUUUGAGACCCUCUACCCAUCACAAUAUUUGAUAAUAAUUUUGCUGACAACUUGGUAUUUGUUUCAGAGGUAAAUAUUGAAUUACAUUCCAAAUCUUUUGCCAUCUUAUAUAAUACUUUUUGCCUAAUUCUAGAUAAAAAGUCUUUUUCUGCUGAGGGUGAAAUCUUAUUUAUAAAAUUAUUUAUAGUUGGCAUUCUGAAGUUAUUAUUUUUCACAGUGGUGUCUGCUUCAUUAUAAUUUUUGUACUCAGUAAUCAUACUGGAAAUGUUCAUAGAUAUUAAAUCAACAUUAUAUUUCUUGCAUUGAUUCGUGAUAAAGUUACAGACACUGUCAUCAGUUGAAACUAUUCCUAUAAGCAAUAAACAGUUAAAGUAAAGGAAUACCACGAAAUAGUAUAAAACGAUUAAGCGGAUGUAACAAAACCUACCAUUCACAUGUAAAAAUACUGGAGAAAUUCUUAAUUUUUUAUGAGUAUUUAAAGUUAUCCCAUUCAUAACUAAAUCAAGCAAAACAGUAGAAGAAAUAUCACCCGAUAAACAAAUCAACGUUUUGUUAUCGUAAAAUUUUGUGUUUUUACCAAUACAUGCCCUGAAUUUAUGAAUUAUAUUUGCUAUGAAACAUGCAUCACAAAAGAAGUAGACUUUUCUUAUAACUAAUGUUCCUUCACUAUUGCAUUUCUUGCACAACAUUUCAAAGCUUUUAAAUAUUAUAUUUGUAUGUAAUAAAUGGAAAAAGGAUUUUUAUUUCCAAAUUUAUAGGUUGAAGUUAAGAUUUGGAUUUUCGACUAUGUUACAGAUUACAGAUGUGUUAAAUUAAAUAAUACCAUUUGAGUUGACAUUUAUUACCACAGACUGAGACCUAAGACCAUAUUAAAAUUUACAUUUAAUUUUGGCACAAGCAUAAUAUGAUAUAAUAACAAGCUCAUAGCCAUAGAUAGCCCUUAAAUAAGAUAUGGAAAUUAACUAGACUGUAUGUUUGUUCAGAUUUUAUAUAAACCACUGACAUGGCUUACCUGGUUAUCCCAAAUUAAUAUAGGUGAAGGCGCGCGAUAUGCCGAUAACUUACAUGACAAUCUUAUGUAUGUGUGAAUGAAUAGCUGUAAGAACUUAAGAUAUCGUUUGAAACACAAUAAAUCCUAUUUGAAUA
Molecule: messenger RNA, 5186 nt
Organism: Pieris brassicae (large cabbage white)
Lineage: Eukaryota; Metazoa; Arthropoda; Insecta; Lepidoptera; Pieridae
Gene: CkIIalpha
Product: casein kinase II subunit alpha
Exons: 7
Coding region: 443-1498 (351 amino acids)
Biological process (GO): protein phosphorylation
Cellular component (GO): protein kinase CK2 complex; nucleus; cytosol
Molecular function (GO): protein serine/threonine kinase activity; ATP binding
Source: RefSeq, a predicted model, not a curated record